Cuculus canorus (common cuckoo) is the source of this 5274-nucleotide messenger RNA. RefSeq names its product dynein cytoplasmic 1 intermediate chain 2 (gene DYNC1I2). Gene Ontology annotation, biological process: transport along microtubule. Bases 247 to 2136 code for a protein of 629 amino acids. Gene Ontology annotation, molecular function: dynein light chain binding; dynein heavy chain binding. Gene Ontology annotation, cellular component: cytoplasmic dynein complex. The transcript is spliced from 17 exons. NCBI's taxonomy places the organism in Eukaryota, Metazoa, Chordata, Aves, Cuculiformes, Cuculidae. The record is from RefSeq and is a predicted model, not a curated record.
CCCGCCCCACGCCCACAGCCCUUGUUCUCCGAGCGGCACCACCGGCGCCCGGCGGUGCGAGGCCUGCGGAAGAAGCCUGUUCUCGCGCCGCUCCCCGUGUCGCUCCGCUGACGGUGCGAACGCGUCGGGCGUCGGCGCGUCCCUCCGCGCUCUCCGCUGCCGGAGGUAGUUUGGCCCUCGGCGCCCGCCGUAGGCUGCGUCGCGGGGCUUCGGGGAGGCGGCGGGGCCCGGUCCAGUGUUUCAGCCAUGUCUGACAAAAGCGAACUGAAGGCAGAGUUGGAACGAAAGAAGCAGCGAUUAGCUCAAAUCAGGGAAGAGAAGAAAAGGAAAGAGGAAGAAAGAAAGAAAAAAGAAACUGAUCAGAAGAAAGAUGCUCUUCCUGUACAAGAGGAAUCUGAUCUUGAAAAGAAGAGAAGAGAAGCUGAAGCACUGCUUCAGAGCAUGGGGUUGACACCCGAAUCUCCUGUUGUCCCUCCUCCUACCUCUCCGUCUUCCAAAUCUGUGAGUACACCAAGCGAGGCUGGAAGCCAGGACUCUGGUGAUGGCGCUGUUGGAUCUAGGACGCUGCAUUGGGAUACUGAUCCAUCAGUUCUUCAGCUCCACUCUGAUUCCGAUCUGGGACGUGGACCUGUUAAACUUGGAAUGGCCAAAAUUACACAAGUUGACUUUCCUCCUCGGGAAAUUGUUACUUACACAAAAGAGACACAAACACCUGUUUUGACUCAGCCAAAAGAAGAUGAGGAAGAUGAAGACGAUGUGGUUGCGCCAAAACCUUUAGCCGAACCUGAGGAAGAAAAAACAUUAAAAAAGGAGGAGGAGGAAGAAGCUGCCCCUCAUGAACUUACUGAAGAGGAGAAACAACAAAUUUUGCAUUCUGAAGAAUUUUUAAGUUUCUUUGACCACUCCACAAGGAUUGUCGAAAGAGCCCUUUCUGAGCAAAUCAACAUUUUCUUUGACUAUAGUGGAAGAGACUUAGAAGACAAAGAAGGAGAGAUUCAAGCAGGAGCAAAACUGUCCUUAAAUAGGCAAUUUUUUGAUGAACGUUGGUCAAAGCACCGUGUUGUCAGUUGUUUGGACUGGUCAUCUCAGUACCCAGAAUUACUUGUAGCCUCUUACAACAACAAUGAGGAUGCACCUCAUGAGCCCGAUGGGGUGGCCCUUGUAUGGAAUAUGAAGUACAAGAAGACUACCCCAGAGUAUGUCUUUCACUGCCAGUCAGCAGUAAUGUCAGCUACAUUUGCAAAAUUCCAUCCCAAUCUGGUGGUUGGUGGCACAUACUCGGGCCAAAUAGUGCUGUGGGAUAAUCGCAGCAAUAAGAGAACUCCAGUGCAGCGAACUCCACUUUCGGCUGCUGCUCACACGCACCCAGUGUACUGUGUAAAUGUCGUUGGGACCCAGAAUGCUCAUAAUCUGAUUAGUAUCUCAACUGAUGGGAAAAUAUGCUCAUGGAGCCUGGACAUGCUUUCCCAACCACAGGAUAGUAUGGAGCUGGUUCACAAACAGUCCAAGGCUGUGGCUGUUACUUGCAUGUCGUUCCCUGUUGGAGAUGUCAAUAACUUUGUCGUUGGCAGUGAAGAAGGCUCAGUGUACACUGCGUGCCGUCAUGGCAGCAAAGCUGGAAUCAGUGAGAUGUUUGAAGGACACCAGGGACCAAUCACAGGUAUCAACUGCCAUGCAGCAGUUGGACCUGUAGACUUCUCACAUCUUUUUGUCACCUCUUCUUUUGACUGGACAGUAAAGCUUUGGACAACUAAGAAUAACAAGCCUCUCUACUCCUUUGAAGACAACUCCGAUUAUGUGUAUGACGUGAUGUGGUCUCCAACUCACCCUGCCUUGUUUGCAUGUGUGGAUGGCAUGGGCAGGCUUGACCUGUGGAAUCUUAACAACGAUACUGAGGUGCCAACUGCAAGCAUUACAGUGGAGGGCAAUCCUGCUCUGAACCGCGUGAGAUGGACACAUUCUGGGCGAGAGAUUGCUGUAGGUGACUCAGAAGGACAAAUAGUUAUAUAUGACGUGGGAGAGCAAAUUGCCGUUCCUCGCAGUGAUGAGUGGACUCGAUUUGGUCGAACACUGGCAGAAAUAAAUGCUAACAGAGCUGAUGCAGAAGAGGAAGCUGCAACCCGCAUACCAGCGUAGAUGUUCAAAACCAGGCUGCAGUGCUAGACUUGCGAAUGAUUUGAUGCAGUUCUUAACAGUGUAAGCAUGUGUCAGUUCAAAUAAUAGCUUAAGGGAGGAAUAUAUGGAUUCAGUUAUGGACUUUGAAACUGUAUUAAGAUGACUGAAAAUCAAAACUUGCAUUGUCACUUUUUAUAUAUAAAUUACAAGCACAUUCUUGGAUUUGUGUAACUUUUAAUACAGUUAACUCUGAAUUUGCAAGGAAUUUCUUUUGCUGAAACACUAACCUGGUGUAAAUUUGCUGUUGGCCUUCUGAAAUUUCCACUUUGUCACAAUAUCUAUCUCUGAAAAGUAAAAGUUCUGUUUCUAAACUAAACUUUCUAUAUUACACAGACUAGCCUUCAUUAGGUAGUAAAGCUCUGAAGCAUUCUUUUAAGUUGAACUAUUCAACUUACUUGAUCAUAUGCAUGUGUGUUCCAAGUAAGUUUCAUUGUCUAUAUAUAGAUAAGCCUCAGACUCUGGUAGUGGGUAUUACAUGUCAAUAAAAAAUUGUCUGUAGUUACAAACUUACUUGAUGAUUGGACCUGAAUUAAUUAAAUACAUAUUUAAUACCAAGCCCUUUGUUCGACUUUGUGCAUUAGAAGGGGAGACUGAUUCAUAAAUAAAAAUUAGAUGAGCACUUGUCAGCUGCCCUAACCCCUAAUCUGUGUCCCUUCAGUUGGACAGUAGAAAGUUCCUGGAAGCUGCUGCUUUCAUUGUACUACACGCAGGACAGAGUGGUUUUCUAACCCCAACCCCCACCUUGUACCACAGCAAUCAGCCAAAAGGAAAAAGGCUUCUGUUGUUCAACUUUUCCUUUUCUAACAGAGAAGGAAGUAGAUUUUUACUUGACUCCUGUAGCGGGAUGGUUUGCAUUCUGUUAACUACAGACUUGCUACUAAUUUUCCAGUUGAGUUAAAGAAAAAUGUUUUAAUUGUUUUUUAAUAUCUUUAUUGAAACAACUUCUCAGUGGCUUUAAACAGAAUGGUUAGAAUUUCUGUUAAUGGUUAAAAUUUUUUUAGUACAUCUUUAAGACAUUAUGAAGUGUUGCAUCAAGACUGGUUUUGGAGUUUGUGCGUUUUGUUUUCUUAUUAAAUACCCUAACUCUUAUUAACUAGGCACUAAACCUGUACUGAUGCCUUUAAUUUAGGAUUCUAGGUUUGUUUCUGGUAUUCUUAAUCUGCUACAAGCUCAUCAUUUUGCCAGAAGAGCUGGUUUAUAUAUUCAAAAGUAGGAAAUAGAUUUCUAUUCCUGCUUAAUCGGCAUGAUGCCCAGAAGUGUUCUUCAUUGUUUUGAAGUGGAGUUGUUUGGGGUUUUUUUUCCAAUUUCUCCUUGUCUCAAUUCUGUUACAAACAGCUCAGACAUAGGCAGCAAUAACAAUUCUGUCUUCAGGAGGUUUUUUUUCAGUGAGUUUGAAAGUGAACUGUAUUUAGGCUUCCACUGGUGUUGGCUUGUCACAAGCUCCCCCCUCCCUUUUCAAUGCAAAGUAUUGCUGUUCAGUUUGACAUUUGCCUCGUCUGUUGCCUCCUCAACCUUACGACAGCAGCAUUCUGUUCAGUUGAGAGACGUGAACUUUAUAAAGAACAGGCACAUCAUGUGAUGAUUUUUACCCUUUAGACACAAGAACUGUCAGUGAGCAGAAUGUCUUGCUUUUGGGUGUUUUUAUAUUUUUUUUUUUCUGAGAGUGUUACUUAAAAAUACAUUUCCUUCAGACUUCUGUUUUCAGAAAUCCAGUAGAUAAGGUAUUCUUUCAGUGGACUGUGGCAUAAACAUAUAGGUUAUAUGGCAUUAGUUUUACAUAACUUCAACUUUUUAGUAACUUUCAACAAAACUACUCAGCAAUCCUUCCUGCUUGUGUUCCUCACAAAGCAGCCAAGUAUAGGUUAAAAGUGUUGUAAACCCUCUACUUGCAACAUUAAGAGAGCAACAGUGAUGCUAGAUACCGUAAACAAUGACCCUCGGAGACACUCUGUCCAGUUCUGGAACUGUAAGAAGUACAAAGGUUCUCUUGCAUUGUAAAGUCUCCUCAGGCCUCGCUCAAUGCAGUCAACAAGCUGUGACUAAGAUUAAAUGCCAUUUUUGUAUCUGUUUAUAAACAAAGUUUAGAACAACAUGUAUAGAUAUGGGGGAGAGUUCCUGGGAAGGCUGUCUCUAGAAAACUGCACCGAACAGGUAAUUCUUUAAAUAAAACAAAAACAAAGCCAGGAAGCUGCCUAAGGGGGUUGUAUAGGCGCAUGUUGCAGAAAAAGGGUUCAGACUUCUGAGUUCAGUGUAUUGUAACCUCUAGCUCACUAAAUAGUAUUCAACACCAGAAGACUUUGCAUCUUACUCAGAGUCUAGAACUAAAGGAGCGCUUGUCUGCAGUUGUAGCAUUCAGUUUUUAUGAAGCCACUUCUUCAUCAGCUGAUUAAAACGAUUAUUGGCCUGUUUCUCCUGAGCCAGAAACUGACAGAACCUGAAGUGUACUCAAGGAUGCUUAACCUAGAAGAAACACAUAAAACUCAAGAUUGGAGGUCUUAAUAUUUGAGUAAGCAAAGCUGAAAAUCCACCAAUCUCUUCUCUGACCAUAUGGGUAUUAUAACUCCUUUUCUUUUAGGACUGUAGAGAUCUAGACUCCCCUCUUUCCUCUGACAUUUUAGGCAUUUAAAAAUUACAUUAGAUGAACUUUUGGCAGACAUUAAGCCAGAAGGGGAUUGAGCUUUUCCUUUCUCCUCUCCUUCUACUUAGCAUCACGCUCACCUGGAAGUCUAAAUCAGUUUUGCAUGUAAGACUAUAAAAGUAUUUUUUCUAGAAUAACCUGAUCUUUCAGUGGUAAAACAAUUUACAAAUAAGGAGAACACCUUCUGUUUUUGUUAUAAAACUAUUUCCAUUUGGAGAAAAAAACUCCUGUAAAUCUGGAGUCUGCUAGUAACUGGUAAAUAUUUCAUUUUGUUUUAAAUAUGCUACCAUAGAGGUAAGGUCUAUUACGUAUUUAGUACUGCUGUGUAUUUUGAGGGAAUUCCUCAAUGGAAAGUAGUCCUGUGAAAUAAAAUACUGCAUGUGCUCCUCUAAUGACUGUGUUCUCUUCCACUUAGAAGCCAGCACAUGCUGUAACCAGCAGUGAAAUGCUUUCCUUUGUAG